This is a messenger RNA of Bombyx mandarina (wild silkworm), 2824 nucleotides long. RefSeq lists its product as uncharacterized. Lineage: Eukaryota; Metazoa; Arthropoda; Insecta; Lepidoptera; Bombycidae. The record is from RefSeq and is a predicted model, not a curated record.
CAGGCGCCAUGUUUAUUUCUUUUCCGUCACUUCUUUGCCGCGAAUAAGUGUUGUGCAGUGAUAACAUAGAACACGGCGGCAGCGGCAUAGUUAUACUGAAAAUGGGCAAAAAAGUAAGAGAAUACAAGUCAGGAGACUUUAUAUUUGCUAAAGUUAAAGGAUAUCCAGCAUGGCCAGCUCGGGUACAAAGAUUGAAUGGAAAGAAAUAUUUUGUAUAUUUCUAUGGCACUGGUGAAAUUGCAAAUCUUCCACCAAACAUGAUAUUCGAUUAUGCAGAAAACAAGGACAAAUUCUUAACUAAAACUGUUAAAAGGAGGGAUUUCAAUGACGGUGUGAAGCAGAUAGAACAUGAUUUUGCUAAUAAUGUACCUUUAGAACAAGUUGUUGGAUUAUCUAUUGGGGAAUCUCCAAAUCCAAAUGUUACAGCAAAUGACACAACAACCAAUGACACUCUAGACGAAACCAAUGCUGAUACAACAGCAGCUGAUGAAACUGUAGCUGAUGAGACAUCUAACACACUAAAUAAUGAUACUGCCAUAGAAGAUUCAGAUGAUACUGGGGCCCUUGUGAUCGAUGAAGGAAAACCAAAAGGCAGAAAAUCCAAAGCAGAAUCCGUGAAAACCCCUGCCAAACCAGUCAAAGAGCCAAAGACACCUCGAGGUAAGGCCAAGAGGGAUGAAUCAAGAGAAGAUGAUCAGGAUGAAAAGAAAGAGGAAGAGCUGGUCAGCAGGAGCGGCAGGAAGAUACGUCCAAAAAGAUACAUAGAUGAGCAGACUGAAGAUAACGCAACGCUACCGUCUCCCGCUCCGAAGAAACGUCGCGGCGCUUCACCGCCCUUAGAAAAAGAAAAAGACAAAACCGAAAAAGAUAAAAACAUUAAGCAUUUCAAUGCCGUGCCGCAAUCCGAGUUGGAGGAUUUGAAAGAACCUUUCAAACCAGACGAUCCAGAGAAAGACAACAUUCUUAUCGCCUACCUGCCCAGCGGUCAAUAUGUCGGUAUAAAACUAUUCCAAUCUCGACCAGUCAACUUCAAGAACGAGUCUAGUAAAUUACAGUGGGACAAGCAGGCGGCCACUAAUGCUGUUACACUUAAAUUGCAAUUAGAGAGAGGGCAGAUAACAUCUCAAUCAGUGUUAGCGCAACUAGUUAUGGAUCUGAAUCUUACUGAUGAAGAAAAGGCGACUUUAGAUAAGGAACGUGAGACAGAAGAGAAAAAAUCCCGCGUGCAAUUCCUGAAGACAGAAAUGAAGUUGAUCGAAUUAGAUGCCAAGAUUAAAACUUGCUUAUGCUUAGAGAAGGCCGACACUGAACUGUGUCUUAAAUUGCUCGACGAAUUUAUGGAAUUAGAAGUGAAACCCCUAAUGCUGCUGAAACACCCGACGUGCUUAGAAACCGUUAAACGCAUGCGCGCCUACGUCGGAAACACUCCAUCGUGGGAUCUAAGUGAGAAAGAUGCUUUGGAAUUCAGUAAACAGGCUCAUCUCAUCAGGAAACAGGCCGAUACACUCUACAAGACAAUGAAGGACCUAUUCACCGUUCCAGACGGUCUAUCAUUCUGGGAGUUCUUCUCGGCUAGAGUCGUACACUUUAAAAAGAUAACGGCAAAGUUAACAUCGGAUGAGCUCCUAGAAAUGGUGCACGAACCACUUGAAUUGUCAACACCUUCACCGCAGUCAAUGCAGUCCGCUAUCGAAGCUGCAAAUGAUGAGGACACAUCUGUCACUGAAGCUAUCGAAGAAAACAACGUUGAAAAGAAGAAAACUACGCCCACCAAACCGAAAAAGAACAAAGAAUCAAACAAUGCUACACCAAAGACUUUGGGCAAACGACAAUCGUCUAGGAAUAAACAUGAAGAUAAAGAGAAGGAGACAGAAAAAGAGAAAGAGAAAGAAAUAGAGAAGGAGAAAGAAAAGGAAAACGACAAAGAAAAUGAAAAAGAGCCACCGAAAGAAGCAGAACAGGAAUCUGAACCUCAAGUAGAAAGUAACAAAGAAGUCGAGAGCAGUGAUAAAGACAGUGAGAAUGUAGAGCCAACUGUAGAUAGUGAAGAUAAAGAAGAUGAUCGAAUGAAAGUUGACGAACAAAACGAGAAGAGUGAACAGGUUAAUGAUAAAGUUUCAGAUAGUGAUAAGAAUUCAAAAGAAGUUAAGGAAGAUAAAGAACAAAAAGACGAUAAAGAGAAAGAAAAGGGGAAGGAGACGACAAAAGAUCAGAAGACGAAAGAAGACUCCGGCGAACCGAGAGCGAAGCGAUCAAGAGAGGUUAGAUAAAAUGUUUAUGUGAGUGCUAGAGUAGUGAAGAUAGCGCGAGCUUAGUAAGAAGACUGAGGCUCCAUCACCAAGGUCACCGGCGAAACGAAAGCCGAAAUCUUAAAAUUAUCGAUAAUACAAACACACAUAUAUUAUUUUUAUACAAAUAAAAAACAUUCACGUUACGUGAUAAUUUAGUUGGAUAUAAUUAUUAAAAAAAAAAAUGUUAUUAAGUACCGUGAAGAGUAAUCUGAACGCUAAAGUUGAAGCCACAUGUCGGCUGUUCGGUGGUCGGACUACCGUUUUCAUAUACAAUGCAUGCACUUUAACUAAUCGACUUCAGAAGCAGAUGACUUAUUGUUGUCCUAGAUGAGUGAGCGCAGGCGAUGGGCUGCGAUGCUAUUCAAAGCGAUUUACUAACACGUGACGUCUGACGAUAUGUCGUUGGUAAUGGGAAUGUAAACACCUCAUUGGACCUUCAUCGCAAAAUUUACUGGUGGUAGGACCUCUUGUGAGUCAACACGGGUAGGUACCACCGCCCCGCCUAUUUCUCCCGUGAAGCAGUAAUGCGUUUC